AUGAAUCUAGUCCCGCAUAAAGACACCAUCACGUUGCAAGAAUCUACGUUGGAGAUAAACAAGCUAUUCCCGCAGUCAGCAGGAUGCAUCUGCGCAUACCCCAAGAGUGGCAUCUUGCAUCUGCCAGAUUGCCACGCAGCAUGGCCCUACAAAUCCUUCGCACCUACACCCAUGUCGCCCAUUGACAAGGUCCAGAACUAUGCCGGCGACAUCAAAGGCAAAGUCAUUUUCACCACCGGCGUCUCCCCGGGCUCACUAGGCAGCCACUUCGCACAGUCCAUCGCAGCCGCCGGACCGAGAUGCCUCAACCUCGCCGGUCGCAACAGGAGCAAAAUCCAGCAGGCAGCUGACGAGAUCAAGGCUUCUCACCCAAGCGUCGAGACCCACCUCGAGAUCGAUCUAGCCGCCUUGGAUAGCUUCCGGCGAGCAGCGUCGCAAAUCCACUCGCCAUUCCUUCUGGCGUACUUGAUUAUGGGGAAGGUGCUAAGUGCUGGCGGCGAAGAGUCCGAGGAUUUUCAGUCUGCACCAUGGGGUGACCUUCACGAAUCUUGCCAACCACCUUACCUUCUCGAAGAUCUGGACGGGAGCUUCGAGGAGCUCGGAAUGACAGCUGCUCACGACCGCGCGAGGGGUGACCCAGAAGGCUGGAAGGGGCUGGACCCGAAACCAUUGGAGACAGGCGUCUCGGCCCAUGUCUAUGCAGCUCUUGAUCUUGAUCUUGCUGGCCCGUGGGUCGACCCUGUCAAGCCAUGGGCUACGAGUGCGCUUGAAGCAGAGCGAUUAUGGAAGCUGAGCGAGGAAUUAGUUGGCGAGAAGUUCACAUACUAG
Aspergillus fumigatus Af293 is the source of this 828-nucleotide messenger RNA. RefSeq names its product oxidoreductase, short-chain dehydrogenase/reductase family. The record is from RefSeq and is a predicted model, not a curated record. NCBI's taxonomy places the organism in Eukaryota, Fungi, Ascomycota, Eurotiomycetes, Eurotiales, Aspergillaceae.